Striga hermonthica is the source of this 4251-nucleotide messenger RNA. The record is from the annotation of a GenBank genome assembly. NCBI's taxonomy places the organism in Eukaryota, Viridiplantae, Streptophyta, Magnoliopsida, Lamiales, Orobanchaceae.
AUGGACGACGUUUCUCAUCCAUGGAUGAAGCAUAUCGACUUGUACAUUGAUGGCGGCAAUCAAACACAACAGGCUGCGAGCGUGGACGCGAUUGCCACCUUGCUGAAGAAUGAUUCGAUAACUCUAGAAGAUAUGGUUAGGGCAAUGAAGGUGGAUUUGACUUCUGCGCUUGACACACGUCGCUAUAGAGCUAUGCUCUUCCUCGCUGAAGUUCUGGAAUCUCUCUCAUCAAAGCCCUUAAGCAGCACUUCAAUUCAUAGCCUUAUAGUUUUCUUUGCAGAAAGACUGGCAGAUUGGAAAGCAUUACGUGGUGCCCUUGUUGGUUGCUUGGCCUUACUAAGGAGAAAAACUGAUGUUGGAAUAGUUACUAAUCAUGAUGUGCUGGAAGUUACUCGCUCUUUUCUAGAAAAUCUUAGGCUGCAGUCCAUGGCUCAAUAUGAGAGGAAGCUAAGCUUGCAAGUCAUCGAAUGCUUAUUAGAUCGUUACUACGACGCACUUGUUGAUUUGGGAGAUAACCUUUUGUAUGGAUUCUGUGAAGCUAUUGAUGGGGAAAGAGAUCCUGAGUGCUUACUGCUCAUAUUCCGUAUGGUGGCAAGGCUUGCACAAUUAUAUCCUGCUAAUUUAGAAGAUUAUGCCGAGGAGCUAUUUGGAAUUAUAGGUGAUUACUUCCCCAUUAACUUUACACAUCCGACAGCUGAGGCAAAUGAUGCGAAAAGAGAGGAGCUCUCCAGGGCAUUAAUGGUUGCAUUUGGUUCUACCGAUCUUUAUGAACCAUUUGCUAUCCCAUUGCUGCUAGAAAAAUUGUCUUCUUCUCUACCCUCGACUAAGGUGGAGUCGUUCAAGUUUCUUACCUAUUGCAUUGCAACAUAUUCAAGGGACAGGAUAUGUAAUCAUGCUAAAAUACUGUGGUCCAUUAUAAAAGAUGAAACAUAUGUUUCGCCCCAGUCUACUCUAUCUAAGGAUUUUGAGUCCAUGGGUCAAAUGACUUUUCGGGAAAGUGAUGUUAUGAAUCAAGCUUUUAUCCUUCUCCAAGAAAUUAUUCGACGUUGUGAUGAUUCAAUUAAAUUUAUCAUACACGACAACGACAUUAAUGUGUUUGUGAACUCCCUGAAUGAGUACAAAGAGUUUGAUGCUAUUCCAUUGCAAGUCAAACAGAGAUUACAUGCAGUUGGUCGUAUAAUGUCAACCUGUGCCGAAACCUCUGUUGCAUCAUGUGAUAAGGUCAUUAAAAGUUUCUUUCCACUCCUAAUGAGUGGUUUGGAGAUUUCAGUUGGAGAUAGUGUUUGUCCAGUCCAACUGAGCUUUGGGGCCCUUUAUCUAUGCAUACAACUUCUUGCAUCAUGCAGAUACUUGACUGUGUCUCUUGAAAAUUGCGGAUCAACCAGUGACUUCUCAAAUUGGAUAUGGCCUGUCAUGGUUAGCAAUUUCUCUAAACCUCUGGUGGAGGCCUUCAUUUCCAUCUUACGACCAAAUGUCGCUGAUAACUCUCAAAGCCAUUACGUGCACUUAGGAGUUAAGGGACUGAAAGUGCUAGCUACAUUUCCGGGCAGGUCUUCUCCACUAUCCAAGUCCAUAUAUGACAAUAUUCUGAGGAAACUUCUUGGCGUUGUUGCUUCUGAUAGUGCCAACACAUUCUUAUGGACAUUGGCUCUGAAGGCAUUAGUAGAUAUUGGGCUUUCUAUUGAUGGCAGUCCAGACACAGAGAAAGCUGCGAGUUUUGAGAGUAUUGUUGUGGAAAAGAUUGUUUCCCUAUUAUCUUUCAAUGAUUUCACUAUGCCUUCAGCAGUCAAAUUGCAUGCAGCUUUCGAAAUCGGAGCUACGAGGAAGGAUUUUAUGAUGAGAGUUGUUAAAAUGCUGGAUGAGGCUAUACGUACCAACUUUUCUGAAGCUUAUAAUCAUGGGAAUCCCGAGUCUGGUAAACUGAUGGUCAAUAUUCUGGACACUUAUUCUCGGAAGGUUUUUCCAUGGUUUUUUGAGUUCGGUGGUCUUGAGGAAGUUUCACUGAAUUUUGCUCUUGUUAUCUGGGACAAGAUAGAAGAUAUGAGGACCUUAUACCACAAUCGUCCAGAUAUUGCAAGCGAUGUUCUUGGUGCAACAAUGAUCACUAUGAAGAAGGCUGUUGGUGGUUGUUCCAAGGAAAGCCAGGACAUAAUUGUCAAGAAAGCUUACGGAAUUGUCUUUUCAAUGGAGGAAGUUUCUCACCAAGCUUACACCUUAGGCGCCUCUUCUGGAAGCAAUGAGUGGCUCACCUCAUUAUUCGCAUCUGUUGUUAUCGCUCUCCGUCCAGAAGCAAGCAUCCCCAACGGGGAGAAGAUUUCACGUCUGUUCAUUACAGGCAUUCUCAACGGCCAUGUCCCAUCAGCUCAUGCCUUGGGUUCCUUAGUCAAUAAGCUACCUGUGGAUAUCACGAGCAUGGGCUCAUCAGAUUGUUUUAGUCUGAACGAGCUGGACAUGAUACUUUCCAGCUUCAUAAAGACCUCUGGUGAUGAUAGCUACAAAAUUACUUUUGACUGUUUGAGACAAAAUGCCCUGAAAACAGAAGUGGAGAUCAAUGCCAUUAUUGGAUUGGCCUGGAUCGGGAAAGGCCUGCUAAUGAGGGGUCAUGAGAAGGUGAAAGACGUGACAAUGGCUUUGCUGAGUUUCGUGAUGCAGGGUGGUACAGCCGAGGUGCUUGAUAGGGGGGAUUAUAUUCGGCUGAUGAUGUCUGCAGGGGAUGCAUUUCGUGUGAUUAUGGGAGAUUCUGAAGAAUGUCUGAACCGGAUGUGCCAUGCUAUUGCACGGCCACUUUACAAGCAACGGUUUUUCAGCACAGUUGUGCCAAUUUUGUCAUCUUUGGUGAUGAAAGCUGAAUCAUCAAUUGUAAGAUCUAUGCUGUAUAGAGCCUAUGCACAUGUUAUCUCAGAUACUCCUCUGAGUGCUGUUUUGGUAGAUGCCCGAAAGGUGGUCCCUAUGUUAUCGAGCUGCUUGUGCACACUGAUGAAGGAUGUAGAAAACAAGGAAAUCAUCUACAAAGUUGUACUUGUCAUAUCCGGAAUAUUGAUGGAGAAAAAUGGGGAAGAUGCUGCUGUAGAAAAUGCACCCAACAUUGUAGACCGACUCAUUGAACUAGUAACAUACCCUCAUAUGAUGGCAGUUCGAGAAACAGCACUACAGUGCCUUGUUGCUGUGUCUGAACUCCCCCAUAUAAGAAUUUAUCCCUUGAGAGCAAAGGUUCUGCAAGCCACAACAAAGGCACUUGAUGAUCCUAAGCGAAUAGUUCGUAUGGAGGCUGUUAAAUGUCGGCAUGCUUGGUCUAGUUGGGCUCAUAUUAUAGGCCUUAGGCAGACCCCAUUUUGGGCCGAGUUCUUAGGAGCCCAUAUUGACAGCUGGUCCAAUAGCCCAUACCUUUCGUUGGUAUCUGGAUUUCUGGUCUUCCAUGGCGACAUCAUGGCAGAUUCGAACCCUAGCACCAGCGCUCUCAACGGAAGUGUAGAAAAUAUGGGAGGCUCUAAUAAUAAAGCAGAGUCCUUGCGAGAAGAUUCGCGUGCUCCGGUCUCAGAGGCUCAGCCCGAAGACAUUGAGAGAAAAGCCAGAGUUGAUGCUAUGUGGCAACAAAUGAAUAAAGGAGUUUCUCCAAAACCUCUAAAAUCCAUCUUGGAAAACAAAGGCUCGGCCGCCAAUAAGUCUUCUCAGAAUACUCCUGUGAAGAAAUCAUCAACCGGAUGGAUGAAUUAUCUAGGUUUAGGAUCAAAGAAAGAGUCGCCUGCACAGGUACAGCUGGAAAACCGUCCGAGCAUCACCCCAAAUGGCGCCAGCGAGGAUACGAAAAGGCUUGCUGCUGCUGCUCUUUCGGCUGUUAAGGAUGCAGCUGCUUUGGCCACAUUAGGAAGCGGGAAAGUCGAGAUUAAGGAAGUAAGAGACUUUGCUGGCGAGGAAAUCGAGGUGAAAAAACUAAUAGAUGCCGAUUCUAAAGAGGCGGUUGAGAAAGGUAAAAGCAGCGGCACCCCUUGUGCAGUUGAUGCUGUUCUUGAACAAAUAAAAAAGAAACCCAAACUAAGUGUGCUGGACAAGACAAAGAAGGACUGGGGAGAAUACAAGGAUGAGAACAAAGGGCUCGAGGAGGAACUCGAUGCGUAUAAGAAGAGCUCCAACCAGUAUUUGGACCGGGUCUCGUUUUUGCAACGGGCUGACUAUCGUGAGUUUGAAAGGGAGAGGGAUGCUCGUCUUGCCUCGCAGGCUAAGCGGAAAACGGACAUGAGGGAUGAUUUAUGA